Salarias fasciatus (jewelled blenny) is the source of this 4820-nucleotide messenger RNA. It is a transcript of the gene tshz3b, whose product is annotated as teashirt zinc finger homeobox 3b. The transcript is spliced from 2 exons. The record is from RefSeq and is a predicted model, not a curated record. Gene Ontology annotation, cellular component: nucleus. The coding region runs from base 154 to 3801 and encodes 1215 amino acids. NCBI's taxonomy places the organism in Eukaryota, Metazoa, Chordata, Actinopteri, Blenniiformes, Blenniidae. Gene Ontology annotation, biological process: regulation of transcription by RNA polymerase II. Gene Ontology annotation, molecular function: DNA binding; DNA-binding transcription factor activity, RNA polymerase II-specific.
AACUGCACACCCCCCUCGCUUCCUCACGCUCACCCACGAUCUAUGUGGGUGCCCUAGAGAGCGCACCCAAGGGGGGGUGGGAAAGUGUGUAUCAGACGCUCCGCGGAUCCCCCAGGCAGCCUCGGAUCACCCUGCCGGGCGCACAGAGCCGACAUGCCGCGGAGGAAGCAGCAAGCGCCUCGGCGCGCCUCAGCAUACGUCCCUGAAGAUGAGAAGGAAGCUGCUCUUUUGGACGACGACCUGGACGGAGACGACUCUGCUCAGGAAGGCGAGGAACCUGCAGUCAAGCUCCUCUGUCAGGACAGGCCAGGAUCCACUGGUUUCCAUGAUUCCCCCAACGCUGCUGACUUCUCUGGUCAGGAGCUGGACAGCGAGUCUCACCUCAGUGAAUCCUCAGAUAGAAUGUCUGAUUUUGAGAGCUCCUCACUGAAGAAUGAGGACGACGUCCUUCUCUCUAAAGACUCUUCCUCCUCUGCAUUGGCAGCUGCUGCGAACGCCGCCGCCAUAGUCAGUGGAGAUGAGGCCAUGCUGCCCGCAACAGGCUCAGUGGCCGACAGCUUGGAGAAAAUGAAGGCCAUUUACACCUCCUUCCUGACCAACUCCUACUGGUCAACACUGAAUCUGAACCUGAGUCAGCCCCCGGCUGAAAAGCCCCCUCGCAGCCACAGCAGCAGCAGUAGCAGCAGCAGCAGCAGUAGCUGUGGAAGUGGAGGCUACGAUUGGCACCAGACAGCCAUGGCCAAAACCCUCCAGCAGGCUUCACAGAACCACCACAACAGGAUGGGUCUGGUUCAGCAUCCCACAGUGGCUGUGUCCACAGCAUCCACAGAACCCAACCUCUUCAGUACUGUCCAGCUGUACCGACAGAGCUCCAAGCUCUACGGCUCCAUAUUCACCGGUGCCAGCAAAUUCCGUUGUAAGGACUGCAGUGCGGCGUACGACACGCUGGUGGAGCUCACGGUACACAUGAAUGAAACGGGCCACUACCGCGAUGAUAACCACGAGACAGAAGGAGACGGUGCCAAAAGGUGGUCGAAGCCCAGGAAACGUUCCUUGCUAGAGAUGGAAGGAAAAGAAGAUGCGCAGAAAGUCCUGAAGUGCAUGUACUGCGGACACUCCUUUGAAUCCCUCCAGGACCUCAGUGUCCACAUGAUCAAGACUAAACACUAUCAAAAAGUGCCUCUGAAAGAGCCUGUUACACCAGUGGCAGCUAAGAUUAUCUCCUCAGCCCGAAAGAGAGCCCCUAUUGAUCUAGAAAUCCCUAGCUCCCCCGACUCAAACGGAGGUAACACGCCGAAGCCCACUUCCCUGAAUGAUCCCAACGACAUACUUCAGAAGGUUACCAACCCUUACAUCACGCCCAACAACCGCUACGGUCACCAAAAUGGUGCAAGCUAUGCCUGGCAGUUUGAAUCCAGGAAGUCACAGAUUCUUAAAUGCAUGGAGUGCGGAAGUUCUCAUGAUACACUUCAAGAGUUAACUGCCCACAUGAUGGUGACGGGACACUUCAUCAAAGUUACCAACUCUGCUAUUAAGAAGGGCAAACCGAUUAUAGAGUCAUCCAUCCAGGCACCGACAUCUAAUUUAACAACUGAGGAGAAGGUGCAAUCUGUUCCUUUGGCAGCCACAACCUUCUCCCCUCCCCCUGCUCCUGUGCCCCCACCAACCAGCAUUUCUCCCACAGCAAUGGUUGUGGAGAUUAAAAAAGAGGAGAAGGAAGAGGAAUGCACUAAAGAGUCUAUUGUCAACAAUGGUAACAACCUCACUAAGGAGAAGAAAGGAGGAGGUGAGGAGGAAGUUGAGGAGAAGUUUGAUAUUUCCUCAAAAUAUUCGUAUCUGACUGAAGAAGAUCUGGAUGAAAGUCCAAAGGGAGGUCUUGAUAUCCUCAAGUCUUUGGAAAACACAGUAACCUCAGCAAUCAACAAAGCCCAGAAUGGAGCUCCAAGCUGGGGCGGAUAUCCGAGCAUCCAUGCUGCCUAUCAGCUUCCAAAUAUUAUGAAGCUCUCGCUUGGUAACUCUGGAAAAAACUCCCCCCUUAAAUAUAUGUUCCCAGGAGGGGAGAUUCUCUCCCCAACUGGGAAGAACCAGCCGCUGAUUUCUCCUCCCAGUCGCCAGUCUUCUCCGCUUCCCAAAAACAAUUUUCACGCCAUGGAGGAGUUAGUGAAGAAAGUGACGGAGAAAGUAGCCAAGGUGGAGGAGAAAAUGCGAGAGCCCAGCACCGCUGCGAGGGGUUCUCCUCUGAGACGCACUACGCCCUCGCCCUGCAACAGCGAGGCCGGAGACUCCGCUCGAGGAGAGUCCCCCAAGGUCCCCACAGCAGGGAGCUGCAAAACUCCAGAGAGCGUGAGUGGAGUGGAGAAAGUAGUGGAUGAGAACGGAGCCAGUCACAAAGAUUCCAAUGGUGAUAUUUCCAUAAAAGAGUCUGUGGAGAAUGGAGUGAAUUCCAGUGCUGUGACAUCGCCGUUACCUGCCUCUCUGUGUGGCGGAACGGCCAUCAUCACAGACCAUCCGCCUCCCGAACAGCCCUUUGUCAACCCUCUCAGCGCACUGCAGUCAGUCAUGAACGUCCACCUGGGGAAGGCUGCUAAGCCCGCCCUGCCCUCCCUUGACCCCAUGAGCAUGCUGUUCAAAAUGAGCAACAGCCUAGCAGAGAAAGCAGCAGUGGCUGCCUCCACCCCACCAGCACAGACCAAAAAGACUAAUAACGACCACUUAGACCGCUACUUCUACCAGCAACAUCUGAACAAUGACCAACCUAUAGAUCUCACCAAAGGAAAAAAUCUAGAGAAAAGCAGCAAUGGCAGCUCUUUAGGUUCAGCGGCUCUCUCUUCCACCACCUCCACCCCAUCCUCGAUCUCUCCCUCCUCAGCCGUCACUAUGACUAAAGCCUCAGCGGCAGUAGCCUCCUUCAUGUCCACCUCCCCUUUGAGAGAAAAUGCCCUUUCGGAUAUCUCUGACAUGUUGAGAAACCUCACAGAAAGCCAGGCUGUUUCCAAGUCCUCCACACCCACCAGCCAGUCCGAGCGCUCCGACAUUGAUGGCGUCACGCCGGAGGAGACAGAAGACAUAUCGCCGGCCCAGAAGCGUAAAGGCCGGCAGUCCAACUGGAACCCUCAACACCUCCUCAUCCUGCAAGCUCAGUUUGCUUCCAGUCUGAGACAAACGAACGACGGGAAAUACAUGAUGUCGGACCUGAGCCCGCAGGAGAGAAUGCACAUCUCCCGUUUCACCGGCCUCUCCAUGACUACAAUAUCCCACUGGCUGGCCAAUGUCAAGUAUCAGCUGAGAAGAACCGGUGGCACCAAGUUCUUGAAAAACUUGGAUUCGGGUCACCCGGUGUUCUUCUGCAGCGACUGCGCCUCUCAGAUUCGUUCACCCUCCACUUACGUCAGUCACCUGGAAUCCCAUUUGGGCUUCCGGCUGCGAGACCUGGCCAAGCUUUCUGGGGAGCAGUUGCUCAGCCAGAUUUCGCAGCAGCAUCAGCAGCGCCACACCAAAGGACUAUCUGAAAAACUCUUCUCCAGUCUGCACCCAUCCACCCACCCGCUACCGUCCUCCCUGCCCACCACCCUACCCUCCACGUUACCCAUCUCCCUGUCCUCGCCCUUAACGACCUCUUUGCCCUCGAACAAAUCCCCGUCCCCCUCCCCGGACGAAGACGAGAGCGGAGCCAUGUACCAGUGCAAGCUGUGCAACCGGACUUUUGCAAGCAAGCACGCGGUCAAGCUCCACCUGAGCAAGACUCACGGGAAGUCCCCCGAGGACCACCUCAUGUACGUGUGUGAGCUGGAGAAACAGUAGCAGCGGCUGUGGACAGUGCUGCGUCCCUUCACUCUCGCUUACUCUCCUUAGCCUUUUACAGACAUUGAAAAAAGAUGAAAAGAUCAUCGAAGUGACGGAACUGCACAAGAUGCCACACAACUACUGCUCUGAGUUUUGGCACAUGAUUUUACACAUUGUGUUGUAGCAGUUUUUCCUUUUUCUAUUAUGUUUAUUGGUGAGGCCGACUAGCCACACUUGAUUUUAGUGAUCUUCUUUGACAGGAAAAGACUUUUUUCCCUCUUUUUUUUAAGGGCAUAUGGGAGCUCUUGUCAUUUUGACGAUACUGUGUAUGAAGGUUUAAAAAAAAAGAUUCUGAAAGUGGUGUGUAUUUUAAAAACUUGUGUAAAUGAAAUCAACUUCUUUUUAUAUUUUGGCGUCACUGAGGUGUGAUAAGCUGCAUGCAUAAAUAAAACAGUUAAGUUAACAUUUUAUAACUAAAUCUGGUGCACUUUCUAUAGUUUUUCUUUUUUUUUCCCCACUCUCAUAAUUGCUCUCUUUGUUCUGCUUAAUUUGUUUGUUUUUUUUUUUCCUCUUUUUUGUGGUUUAACAUUUAACCCUCUGAGUACGUCGAAGCACUUCUACACAAGACUGGGAAAUUACUGAAGCAAGUUUAGGAAUUAGAUUUGUUUACCAGACAUAUGCUAAGUCUACACAUGAAAGUCUAUUUAAAAAAAAAAGUGAUUCUCCAUUCGAUGUAAGUUUUUCUACAUAUUUGUGUGGCAGAUGCUCACAGGACUUGCAUUGUAGUGAUGUGGUUAAACAAAAAAGACAAAAAAAGAUUUCUCCUUUGUUAAUCAGGGACCUAUAUUAAUUCAGGUCUGUGUAAAAUAUGUAAAUAAUAUCAUAUGAAUUAACUCCAGUCUAAAUUAUGCAUCAUUUCUAUAUUUUUAAUUUAAAAGGAUUAUGACUAUCUGCUGGUGCACACUAUAUGAAGACGUAAAUGAAAAUGUUUUGCACAAUAGUUUUUAUAAAUGUGUUAUGUGAUCAAAGGAUAUGAA